Pygocentrus nattereri (red-bellied piranha) is the source of this 4176-nucleotide messenger RNA. It is a transcript of the gene ero1b, whose product is annotated as endoplasmic reticulum oxidoreductase 1 beta. Gene Ontology annotation, cellular component: endoplasmic reticulum membrane; endoplasmic reticulum. The coding region runs from base 926 to 2317 and encodes 463 amino acids. Gene Ontology annotation, molecular function: protein-disulfide reductase activity; thiol oxidase activity; FAD binding. The transcript has 16 exons. Gene Ontology annotation, biological process: protein folding in endoplasmic reticulum. The record is from RefSeq and is a predicted model, not a curated record. Lineage: Eukaryota; Metazoa; Chordata; Actinopteri; Characiformes; Serrasalmidae.
ACAAUAAACCAAAAAACUCACAUUAGCAUUUUAUUAUUAACUUUAUCAUAGCUAGUAAUUUGUAUUCAGACCGUAUUUGUCAUGCGGUGCAUCCUUCUCGCAUUUUCUAAUGUCACAUUUGACGUCAUUUUGUAUCUUAUAUGGCUCCACGAAGAAGUCAGUUUUUUGUUCGAAUUAGCCCGUUCCACCUUAAAUGGUGCUGGAGUAAAUGCAGUGCCAUUUAAGUUGGAACGGGAAACUUCACGGAUCAUUAAUGCUAGCAGUACGUAUAUAGGUAUGAACGCAGUCGAUUCAUGUCAUAUUUGCCAAAUGAUCGGAGCUUAGUAGUUAAUAACUGAGCACGUUUCUUUGAUGUAUUUGAAUAUUAAGGUGUAAUUAAGUGUGCAGACCCAAUUCAGAGAUGCCGAGAAACCUUUUCCACUGUUAAUUCUACGAGCGUGCUCAUUUAGAUGCAUUUCGCAAGUAAAAAUUACAACAUUUAAUCGAUUGUACACGCAUGUUUAAAAAAAAAAAGCUUCUGCAUCUAAACCACACUGAGCCACAGAAUCCAAACUGACCAUUUACUCAGCGUGUUGUUGUCUGAUUGGCUCAGUGAAGUUUCGUGAUAGACGGAAUUCUGGGAUUUGUAGUUUUUACUACGUUACGUCGCGGCUCCUUUUAAUAAUGUAGCCGCUGUUGAAAAACUACAGCGCGGGAGGCGGGGCUUCACGUGACGCGAUCUUUGUUAUGGAGGCGUGUACGACUUCAAGACAUGUGGCUGUAAGUGGCAGCUCAUUAGGCGAACUCUCCCUCCCUUUCCAAAGUUGGGUUUAUAUACAGCAGGUCUAGAAGGUGCCUUGCCUCUGAUUCUGUUAGGAGAUGACAGCCGUUAAGACCAGGACCAGUGCAGAACUUCGCUGUUAAACGAGACUGGCAAAAGUUUAAUAUGCCUGGAGACAGAUGCAGCCUGUGGAGGACAGCCUUUCUUGCCAUCAGCCUUUUUGGACUUUUGCAGUCACGCCAGAUCGCACAGGGUUUGACGGGCGUCUUGGACGACUGUUUCUGCGACAUCGAGAGCAUCGAUGUCUUCAACAACUUCAAGAUUUUUCCACUCAUGCAGAAGCUUAUUGAUCGAGAUUUCUUUAGAUAUUACCGGGUAAACCUCAAGCGGCCCUGUCCAUUCUGGCCUGAUGACAGCCACUGUGCCAUUAAGGACUGCCAAGUGGAACCUUGCCCAGAGAGCAAGAUACCAGUUGGGAUUAAAUCAGGCAACUAUAAUAAGUAUUCCCAGGCUGCGAACACUAUCAGAGACAUUAAGGAGUGUGAGCAGGCUCAUGAGCUGGGUGCCAUUAACAGCACACUGAGUAAUCAGAGUAAGGAGGCGUUUGAGGACUGGGCACACCAUGACGACGCCCAGGAUCACUUCUGCGGGCUGGAUGACGAGACCUCUCCAGAUGCUGAGUAUGUGGAUCUGCGGCUGAAUCCUGAACGCUAUACUGGAUAUAAAGGGCCCUCCGCAUGGAGGGUGUGGAACAGCAUCUAUGAGGAGAAUUGUUUCAAGCCAAGAUCAGUGUAUCGGCCUCUUAACCCUCUGGCCCCAAGUCGUGGUGAUGAUGAUGGUGAAGGCUUUUACAAAUGGCUGGAAGGGCUGUGUCUGGAGAAGAGAGUGUUUUACAGGCUCAUCUCUGGCCUCCACAGCAGCAUAAACAUCCACCUGUGUGCUGAAAACCUCCUGGAUGAAGGUUGGGGAAAGCCAAUAUGGGGGCCGAACGUUCACGAGUUCCGCCGCCGCUUUGGUUCAGCCGAGACUAAAGGAGAAGGAACUCGCUGGUUAAAGAACCUCUACUUCCUGUACCUGAUCGAGCUGAGAGCGCUAUCCAAGGUGGCCCCAUACUUCGAGCGUGCCUUCAUUAACUUGUACACAGGAAACUCUCAGGAGGACUCGAUUACCAAGGAACUGCUGCUGCUGAUUUUUAAUGAGACCAAAGCUUUCCCCAUGCACUUUGAUGAGAGCUCCAUGUUUGCAGGCCACAAAAUGGAAGCAAAAAGACUGAAGGAGGAGUUCAGGCUUCAUUUUAAGAACAUUUCCCGCAUAAUGGACUGUGUGGGCUGCAGUAAAUGUCGACUGUGGGGAACGUUACAGACCCAGGGGCUGGGCACGGCCCUGAAGAUCCUCUUCUCUGAGAAAGAAAUCAAGAACCUUCCAGAAAACAGUCCCUCCAAGGGCUUCCAACUCACACGCCAGGAGAUUGUAGCUUUGCUCAAUGCUUUUGGGAGACUCUCCACCAGCAUUAAAGAGCUCCAUAACUUCAGGACCCUUCUGAAGGACCAGAGGUAACACACAUCCAGGCCACCAGGUGGCGCCUGCCCAGAGGACACUGCAAUAGUCUUAUCUUCCUCAGAGUAAGGCCUCUAUCAGGGACUUCAGGAUUGAUAUCUGGCCAACAGAACCCUCCCCCACUGCUCCGCUCUGCUGCCCAACUGGCUGUAAACCACUGCAAACCAGACUCAUGCUAGCUGUCAGCUUCUAACGUAGUAAGAAUAACAGCCAGCGCUCAGAGCAUCCACAGAUUUUUUUCACUUUUGUUUUUCACAGUGAUUUCAGGUUUUUAGCUCCUUUUCAAAGCCCCCUCCAAAAAACACCUCUCAAUGUCUAUUCCUUUUUAACAUACUUGUGCAUUUGCAGUACACAUGGAGUGCGAGAGUGAGAAUAGGAGCAUUACACGUGCGUUUAUAAAUGUGGCAGUUUGUUAAUUAUAUACUGUCAUGCUGAAGUAUUUACCUCUUUAACACAGAUACCUGGCAAUGAUAUCAGAUAAAUUCUCAGUUCAUUUUAAGCAUUGUAAAUGUGCACAAGUGAGUUUGUAUUUUUUCAUCUGAGCAGAAAACCUGUCACAGUGUUAUACCUCAAAAUAGCUCGGUUUCUCUUCGAGCCAUUUAAUUUGAUUUGUGAAUUAUGAAUUUAACUUGUGAAUGAUACAUAUUUCGCCAGUAAGCAGCAGGUUUGAAUCACAGGUUUUCAUUCUCUGCCACCAACACUAUCAGUCAAUAGUUUGGACACACACUCUUAAAUAUGGCUUAAAUUCUUGAAAAGCUGUUCUUAACAAAUUUAUAUGAAAGAGGUCAUGCCUGUCUGUGAAUUUAGUCCCUAAAUUAACUGUUUAAAUUAUUAUAGAUUAGUGAUAUUGGAACUGGGAAUCAAUGCAGAUUUCCAAAAUUCUUCAUGUACUUACCUGCCAGUGCUGAUGCCAGUACAUAAUUGUAUACAAAAGUUUGGGUACCCCUGGUCAAAUGAAACACGUAAAAUCUGGCCCAUGCAAAGGUGAAGGCACAUGUUAAGUGUUUUAUUAAAUUUUUUACAGUAUGUAAAAAUCAGCCAAUGCAUAGAAAUUUUGCAUAUUUGCACUAAUGUAUAAUAAGUGAGUUCCCUGUAGAGGAUGUCCUAACUUAUUUUUCACUUAGGAAAUAAACAUAACAUGUGAUUUGACCAGAAAUUAGAAAUGCAGUAAAGUGAAACAAAACCAGAUAUUUUAGCAAAUGAGUGCAAUAAAUAUAUUCUCAGAUAUCAGUUUGAAAAUUGGCUGCGUUUAAGAAUCUAAAAUAAAGUCUAAAUUUGCCUUAGAAAAGCCUUCUAUGAGUAGAUGUGUCUAAACUUUUGACUGGUACUGAUAAUGCUGUCUGUAAGAAGGAAAUGUAGCAUUGCAAUGUUACAAACUUGAGCAACUUAUAACAAGCAGUUAACAGGCUUUGCCUGUUGUCACUCAGCUCAUUAUCAAUGGCUUAAAUUGAAGCAGGUUUAGCAAUGACGCCGAAUUCAGAUUAUAAAACUAAAUUUUAUCAAUAUACCAAAAUAGUAAUCAUGAUGUGUAUCAUGCUAUUUAUUUAGUUUACUGAGGUUUGAUAGAACUGACUCUGUGAACCAGCACUGCAAUAUGUAGAAACUGCUAGCAAAAAAUUUCAUAACAUCGCUGUCAGAAUAAAACCUCAGAAAAAAUGGAUCCUCUGUCCUGUGAUCUCCCAGAAACCUUAGACAGCUGUGCAUCACAUAGGAACUUUUGUCGUAAAGAAAUAGGCAGUUCUUUAGUGUUCUUUAAGUACUGGUGAAACUCUUGGUGUAUAUAUACACUCAGAAGUACUAUCAUAAUAAAAAUGUAUUGUGAUAACAAUAUCGUCAUUGGGGCAGUCGUGGACUGGAGG